Messenger RNA from Thalassophryne amazonica, 3296 nucleotides. RefSeq names its product G protein-coupled receptor 101 (gene gpr101). NCBI's taxonomy places the organism in Eukaryota, Metazoa, Chordata, Actinopteri, Batrachoidiformes, Batrachoididae. Gene Ontology annotation, cellular component: membrane. Gene Ontology annotation, biological process: G protein-coupled receptor signaling pathway. Gene Ontology annotation, molecular function: G protein-coupled receptor activity. The record is from RefSeq and is a predicted model, not a curated record.
AGCAGCUUUGAGAAAUCACAUGCAGAUCCCUGACAAAAGAGGUGAUCAUCGGGGGGCAGAGACGGCGCUGGAUUCACACACAAUGUGAGGUGUUCUUGCUUUUUGUGACACCUCGGAGACACAAGCCGACCGUAAGGAGCCUUAUACAGGACUGCUGCGAGAAAUCAAGCCGAUAAUAAAAUAACCGUCUGAUCCGCGGAAGGAGGGAUGUGCUCGUCUGGAUGAAGGACCCCUCGCUGGGUGAAGACAGCAGCUGCCAUCGAGCGGAGACAGCGAAAGCCACGGACGGAGACGGAGCGCAGCAUCCUCGAACGUCACGUCACUGGUCAUUUCAAGGCUUCAUGCAUCAUUUACGCCUUAGCUGCUGCCACCUUCCAACCGUCGUCGUAAUCGAGCAGCGAUAUUUGCUGUCAGCAGACAAAUCCGUUCUGCAGAUGUGGCAGUGCACGAGGCCUGCUCACGGAUAACACGGCGAAUAUUACCGAUGAGUCUGCUGAACAAUGUGGAUGCUGUGUUGGAUUUUGUACUUGAAAUACCCUGAAUAAUGAACGAGCUGUUCUUGCAUUCUGUCAUUCUACUGAUCAACACAAGGUCCUCCACAGAGGUAGGUCCUUGAUGAAGAUGAUUGGCUGAUUUUAUGUCAAAGACACACAUGCACUCAGUGGAACUAGUGUCAGAACAUCCGCCGGGUAUGGGUAAAAAUGACAGUAGCGUUCCCUGGGAGGAUUCGACAUGGUGCUCCAGUGCCAACAGCGUGGUGAAGAUGUUACUCAUAUCUGUGAUCGUGUGCGUGUCCCUGUUUGGGAAUGUGGGUCUUCUGGUGUUCCAGAAGAAGCCCCAGCUUCUUCAUGUGGCAAACCGCUUUGUUCUGAACCUACUCUUGGCGGACCUCCUCCAGACGGUAGUCAUGCCUUUUGCUAUUGCGGCCACCGUGCAGGUGUGGCCUCUGGAUGUCCGACUGUGCCAGAUCCUGGUGGUGCUCAUGCACCUGUUUGUUGCCGGCAUCAACACUGUUGUAGUUGUCUCUGUGGAUCGCUACCUGGCUAUCAUCCACCCCUUGUCCUAUCACCGUAUGAACCCUCACCUGGGCACCAAUCUGAUCAUCGGCACCUGGGUAUUCAGCUUCCUACAGAGUAAGCCUCCCCUCUAGGGUUGGGGUGUCAUUGCAUUUGACCACCAUCACCAUGUGUGCUCGGUGGUUUGGUCUUCAAGCCUAUCCUACUCCGCUGUGGUGUCUACCUUUUCUUUCUGGUUGCCGGUACUCAUCAUGCUUGGAUGUUAUUGGAUGGUGUUCAGAGCAGCUCGGAGGGCAGAAUGCCCUUGUGCACCCAUACAGACACAAUCCUACCAUCAGCCCUACCAACAGGAUUUCCAAGGGUCUGGCACACAGCAUCAACCCCUGCAGGUCAGUUCACCGAAUGGCCACUCAACCAGGGGGUACCCAGUUCGUGUCAGGCAUAGACGCUUCCACUACCACUGCAAGGCAGCUCGGGUUGUUUUCAUGAUUAUGGCCUCAUACAUCCUUAGCAUGGGGCCGUACCGUAUCCUGAACACGAUAUCGAUGAGCCCCCGACGAGUCGUACCCAAAUGGAUGUCUUCCCUUGCUCUUGUGCUUCUUCUUCUGCAGUGCUGCCUUCACCCAUAUUAUGGAUACAUGCACCGCAGCGUUAGGAAGGAGUUCCUGGCUUUGCUUUGCGGGCUGUUCUGCAAGCAGAACCAUCUGAGCCAGAGCUCCAUGGCUGAGAGCUGCUUCACCGACGAUGGACGAUCUGGGGUCCAACCUCACCUGCCUCAGCUUGGCUGCUCGUGGUUCUUUCCUCUGCACACAUGGGAAGAAUGCACACAUCCUCCUCUCCAACGUCUGAUAGAAAAAUCAAGGGACAGCCGUAGAGAGACCAUGUCUACCAGCAUCAGCUCUGAGAAGGAGCUCACCGUGCACAGCAAGGAGAAGCACAUAAACAGAGCAGAAGGUCCAUUUUAUGUGUUAUGUUUUACAGUAUAAUCAUGUACAAACAAAAUAUGCCUUCUUGACAACAGGGUUAUUUAUUCUGACAUCACUGCCAUUCUGAAUAUAGCUUUUGUUUUUAGUAUCAUGACCUUGAAGACUUUAUCCACAAUUAGCUGGUGGCGGGGCACAGUUAGCUUCCAUAACACCUAAUGUGUAGCUGGAAAAUUAGCUGUGAUACGCUGAUAAACCACUAAAAUAUUUAGCUGAAACUACUGAUAACCUCUUAACUGCUAACUUUAUAUAUCCCUGGGGGGAAAAACAGACCAAAAGAGCUGAAAUUUUAAUAUGUUGUAGCUUGUAGCAUAAACAUGGAGUUCAAAAAAAGGUUUAGUAUGCUUAGAUCAGAUGAUGAUCAAACAGUAAUUUCCAUUCAACAUAGUUUAUUCACAGUAAAGAAACUAUUAAUCCAAUAAGAAAAAUUAAGAACAAAAAUAUUCAUGGAAAAUAAUUUUAAUUAUACAAUUAACGGCUUGGCCUGCUUCUCCUCAAUGUGAUGAGGUUACCUUUGCAUGAUGUGUCGAUUUACUUAAGCUCCAAAACGGAAAAAAAAAGAUGAUUUUAGUGUUUACAAACAUUUUUUGUCCGUUAACUUUGUCAAGAAAAAAGUUAACUGACUUAGUUAGCAAAACUAAAUAUAGAAGAAGCUAAACGGUCCACUAGUGGUUUUCAAGGUUAUCUGAAAAGCUAAUCUACUAAUGAAAAAGUUAGCUUCUCAAUUAGCUGUGAGCUGAUUAGCUGAGCUGUGCCACCACUGAUCCAUCUCUCCAUUUUCCAAAUUAGCUUAUUCCAGUUAAGGGUCACGAGGGAGCUAGAGCCUAUAUUCUAGCAGUCUUUGGGCGAGACACGGGGUACAUCAUGGACAGGCUGCCAGUCUAUUGCAGGGCCAACACAUACAGACAGACAAACACAUUCACAGCCUACGGUCCAUUUAAAGUCACCAAUUCAAAUAACCUGCAUGUCUUUAGAAGUGGAGGGAAGCCAAGACACCUGGAGGGUACCCCACGUAAACAACAAGCAACAAGCUUCACCCAUCACUAAUAAACUCAGGGUAUGGCUGGGUAAAAACUAUAUAACAUCCAUUUCUGCUCUCGAUUCUUCUUGAGCAACGUCUGGUUUACGAGUCAUGGUCAAUGUAGCUCUUCACCAAUUUAAAAGCGCCUUUUGAAGAAAUUAUAUUGUAGUGAUUCAUUGUGCCUAUCAGUUUAUAACGCACAAGUUCUGGUGACUCCUUAUCUCUGAUCAGGUGGCCGCAAAGUUUACCUUUCCUCUCUCAACUUAACUGGGGGAG